This is a messenger RNA of Morone saxatilis (striped sea-bass), 4091 nucleotides long. RefSeq names its product solute carrier family 6 member 7 (gene slc6a7). The transcript is spliced from 14 exons. Bases 299 to 2263 code for a protein of 654 amino acids. Gene Ontology annotation, molecular function: L-proline transmembrane transporter activity. The record is from RefSeq and is a predicted model, not a curated record. Lineage: Eukaryota; Metazoa; Chordata; Actinopteri; Moronidae. Gene Ontology annotation, biological process: sodium ion transmembrane transport. Gene Ontology annotation, cellular component: membrane.
AACCUUACAUCAACCGUAAACAAAGCAGGUGAGCAGGAGGAGGUGUCUUCUCCUCCUCCGUGUCUGCUCCGCACUUGCGCCCUGCCUCCCUGCCCUUCACCUCGCCGCCCACCGGGCCUGGUUUCCUCAUCGUCAUCGCUGAUGUCUCCCUGCUGUGUCACACUCGGUCGACCGAACUCGCCACUAAAACUACAGCAGCAACGUGGUGUGCUUCCAAAGAGGACUUUAACCAAGUAAAAAAUGUGGAUUUACGAGCGACAGAUAAACCAGUGAAGCGCCACCUGUGCCGGGCGAGGAAAUGCAGGACGAAAGCGGCAAAGCGGCACCGGAGAGCCCCGCUGGAGCCAGUACGCCCACCGCGCAGAAUUCAGUACAUUUGAACGGGCACACUGUCACUAAAAAUGGCCACAACCCGACAGCUACGCCUGCACCACAGCCACAGUUUGAAUCCCGAGUCUCGAGUCCUGCACCCACUCCGACUCCAGUCAUACCGAGGGAGCAGUGGGGAGGGAAGUACGAGUUCCUGCUCUCCUGUAUUGGAUACUGCGUGGGACUGGGGAACGUGUGGCGUUUCCCCUACCUUUGUUAUCGCAAUGGAGGAGGUGUGUUUCUCAUCCCCUACUUCAUAAUGCUGUUUUUUACGGGUGUUCCACUCUUCCUCAUGGAGCUGAGUUUAGGCCAGUAUGGAGCCGCGGGCCCUAUCACUGUGUGGAAAUGCUGCCCUCUGCUCAAAGGUAUUGGCAUUGGGAUGCUGUGUGUGUCCACGCUGGUGUGUCUCUAUUAUAACGUCAUUAUAGCAUGGACGUUUUACUACCUGGGCAGCUCUUUCCAGAGCCCACUGCCCUGGUCCUGUGAAGCUAUAGCCAAUGCAGGUCUUUGUGGUAAUGGCACUACUGGCAAUGGCUCCACUAAUAAAACCCUCAGCCCCACAGAGGUUUUCUGGAAUGAGCGUGUGCUGGGUGUAGUACACAGUGAGGGCCUUCACGACCCGGGCCCUGUCCGGUGGCCCCUGGCCCUGUGCCUCCUGGCUGCCUGGAUCAUCAUCUUCCUGUGUAUGCUCAAGGGCAUCCGCAGCUCUGGCAAGGUGGUUUAUGUAACCGCUACCUUCCCAUACUUUGUGCUCAUUGUUUUGAUCAUCAGAGGUGCUACACUGGAGGGCUCUCUUCAGGGCAUUGCUUUCUACCUCACACCAGACUGGAGUCGAUUAGCUAAUGCACAGGUGUGGAACGACGCAGCCUCGCAGAUCUUCUACUCCUUAGGUAUUGGAGUCGGUGGGCUGCUUUCUAUGGCCUCUUACAAUAAGUUUGACAACAACGUCAUCCGGGACACUUUGAUUAUCACCACAGGAAACUGCACCACCAGCUUCUUCGCAGGGUUUGCUAUAUUCUCAAUCCUGGGUCACAUGGCAUGGAAGAAGGGAGUGCCUGUUCAAGAAGUGGCAGAUACAGGUCCUGGGUUGGCCUUCGUUGCUUACCCAGAGGCCCUUGCUCUGCUGCCAGGCUCGGUGUUCUGGUCCAUUAUGUUCUUCCUCAUGCUCUUUAUGCUGGGUAUCGAUACACUGUUUGGCAACAUGGAGGGCAUUACUACAGCCGUGCUGGAUGAGUUCCCGCAGCUCCGAGCGAACACGCUGCACAAGUCCUUGUUCUUGGGCGCUCUGUGUUUCUGCUUCUAUCUGAUGGGUCUCCUGUUAGUGACUGAUGGUGGGAUUUACUGGUUCACUCUCAUUGACUCCUUCAGCACUAGUUUCGGCCUCAUCAUCAUCACCCUCUUCAUGUGCAUUGGCAUCUCCUUCUUCUAUGGAGUCAACCAGUUUUGUCAAGACAUUCUUGAUAUGAUCUGCCACUGCCCUCCCUGGUGCGGCAAAGUGCUGCUUUACUUCAAAGCAUGCUGGGUUUUCUGCACUCCGUUUCUUCUGCUGUUCAUCCUGACCUACAUCUUCAUUGAGAUGUACAACACUCCACUCCACUACGGUGCCUAUGUGUAUCCACGGUGGGGCAAAGCGCUGGGCGUGUGUAUAGGCGCAACCUGCUGUCUACAGAUCCUCAUUUGGGCCAUUGUGGCCAUCAGCAAGGAAACCGGAACACUGAAAGACCGUUUCCAGAAAUCGAUUCGACCUCUGAAUUCCUGGAGGGUGAACAACUUGAACAGCGCCGCGAGGACGGAGCAGUGCAUGGAGCCCGAGAGAGUGGAUGCUCCGUUCACCGUCACGCUCACAGACAUGGACUUUACUGCGAUGACGUGGGAGGUGGGAAGCGAGGCGUGAUGGCACAGAGAGAGAGCGGUGACGAACAAACUACGUUGUUGAGAGACGGAGGAAUUUAUUAUUAUGUUAUUCCCCCCCUGCUAGGCUCUGGUGGCCUUGUUUGAACAGACUGCGUGUCCUGCAGGGCAGUGUGGAUUAAUUGCUUUAUUUAUACUAGUAUGUAUGUUUCCCAUUGUUUUUUUAAAACUUUUUUUUAUGUUGUGUAGCAUAUAAGGUUACAGCUGUAAAGAUUGGAUCAUCUUCAUCUUAGAUGGCAUAGUAAACCUCUACCGGGACUUUUGGAUGAUGAUUAUCUUGCAGCGUAUCUGCUGAUCUUAUUUAUUAUCACAGUAGCAUAGUAUAAUUAAUUCUCACUGACAGUGGUCCACAGCGGCAGAGAGACCAGAUUUCGUUUAUCGUGUACAAAAAGGGGGGGGGGGGUUAAAAAAGUGCAGUGACUCUCGACCGUUACCUUCAACAACCACUGGUGGACUGCCAGACUAAAUGGUGCUGGGGACGCAGCCGCAUCGAGGAAUACUUUUAAUCCAUUUUACCUUUUAAAAUGAAUAAUCGCUUAAAAAAUAUUGCUAAAAUAAAUAAAAGCAACUUGCCAAAUAAACUAUAAAGUACUGUUCGUGUGUCCGUAUGAUAGCAGACAGUCAAAGGUCUGGUUUGCAUUUGAGAUUGCCAGUUCCUGCAGGAAAUGUAGCCAUCACUACCCAGACUACAUCGAUAUUUACAACUAGAGACUAUACUCGUAUUUAUUGUACGCAGGCUUUUAAGUGGUACUUCUAAAUGUUUGGAGUUAUCCUUUGUUAUAUUUAGAAAAAGGGUGUUAGGAGUCAGUGGAUAUCGACACACAUGUAGGUUUUUUUUUUAUGUUUACUGGAACUUGCCUUUGACAGUCCUUCAUUGUUGACCUCCCCCUCUGCUAUUGAUUAUCAGAAAGCCCACUGUAUUGAUUGUACUGUACGUCAUCGGUUAAAUGUAUUCUCUGGAACGGCACUCAUCCAUUAACUGUAUUGUUACAUUGAGGACGUGAUUGUUGUCAUGGUUUCAAUCUUGGUAACAUUUUUACAACUUUCUGAGGGCACAAAUGUUACUCUGAUUUAAAGGUCCUGCUUAGGGAAGACCUCAAAAUCAGUUGUUUAAAUGUUAUUUAUUGACAGAUUGUCCAUACUGCAUAGUUUUUACUAGACCCAUUGAUGUUAAUGAUGAUGGGAAAUAAAGAAAAGAAUCUCACCCAGACGAGACAGCUGACUCGGACACACCGGUCACAUGAAUGUGUUGUUUAUCUCUUCAAGUGGUCGACUGAAAUAGACAUUCAGAUAACCUGAUAAAAAACAUUUGUUAACGAUACUAGUUGCUCUUUUUUCCGACGUUUUAAUAUUAAAUGUGUAAAGAAAUAUUAAUUGAAUUAAAUUGGGCUAACUGAUUAAAAUCCCCCGUCUUAUUUCAGGCUGUUGACUCAAAAACUGUUUUCAAGGACAUACAGUAUCUGCUCCCUGUUGUGUCCUGUUACAUAUAAGUAGAUGAUGACAGAUAAAAGAAACCCGCCAGAUCUGCAGUGUCUGCAUUCGUAAACCAUUUCAGUCACAUGAAACUUUUAAUUUUGUGUGUAUCUAUAAUAGGGGUCAUUGUUUUCUUUCAAAUCAUCUUUCAAGCAGGGUCACUUUUAAACCUUUUGAUUAAGGACAUUUUAUUAUCCUUUGUUUUAGGAUUGUAUAUCAUGUCAUGAAAUGCCUCUAAUGCUUUGUACACCUUGUUGCCAUUCUCUUGUAUAUUACAGUGCGUAAUGAUUAAAUAUUCUCAUUGUCCUCAACUUAACACAUAACUUAUUCAUUCCCUU